Molecule: messenger RNA, 444 nt
Organism: Prunus armeniaca (apricot)
Lineage: Eukaryota; Viridiplantae; Streptophyta; Magnoliopsida; Rosales; Rosaceae
Source: the annotation of a GenBank genome assembly
AUGAAGUGCCAUGAGUCCAAGAAAUUGACACUUGCUCAGGUUGGACAAUUUGCUAAUUGCUUGGUGGAGGCUAGAAAUGAGUUACAGCACAAGGCUGAUGUCAUUCAACGUAAAUUCACAAUAACAAAGGCUCUACUAUUCAAGGCAGACAGAUCUUCUUUUGACCGCCUUCGUCAACAGAUAUGCAAGCUAGAGUUAGAACAGAAGAGACUGGAAGAGGAUGCGUCUGUCUACAAUUGGCUUCAACAACAGCUUAAGCUUUCACCAGCAUACAAUAAGAUGCUUGAAAUUAGUGCCUGCAUGGAGUUGAAGGCCAAAUCCAGAGAACAAGUGGAGAGCACAGAUGUGGAAUAUAGUGAAAUAUCAUUUGAAGAGUUACUAGCGCAAGAAAAGAAGGACUCAUUCUGGCAGAAGAAUAGGAAAUCAAGAUCAUGCUCGAGCUGA